Pungitius pungitius (ninespine stickleback) is the source of this 1369-nucleotide messenger RNA. RefSeq names its product E3 ubiquitin-protein ligase TRIM39-like. Bases 140 to 1348 code for a protein of 402 amino acids. Lineage: Eukaryota; Metazoa; Chordata; Actinopteri; Perciformes; Gasterosteidae. The record is from RefSeq and is a predicted model, not a curated record. The transcript has a single exon. Gene Ontology annotation, cellular component: cytoplasm. Gene Ontology annotation, molecular function: zinc ion binding; protein binding; ubiquitin protein ligase activity. Gene Ontology annotation, biological process: protein ubiquitination.
ACCAGGAGACGUUCCCUGUGACGUCUGCACUGGAACCAAAGUGAAGGCCCUCAAGUCCUGCCUGGUGUGUCUGGCCUCCUACUGUGAGACUCACCUGGAGCCUCAUCUGACAGCUUCACGCCUGAAGAGACAUCCGCUGAUGGACCCUGUGGAGAACCUGGAAGGCAGGAUGUGUACGAAGCACGAUAAACCUCUGGAGCUGUUCUGUAAGAACGACCAGAUGUGUGUCUGCAUGCUCUGCACUGUUUUAGAUCACAAGAUGCAUGAUGUUGUUCUUCUGGAAGAAGAAUAUGAAGAAAAAAAGGUUGAGCUGAAGACGACAGAUGCUGAAAUUCAGCAGAUGGUCCAGAAGAGAAGACUGAAGAUCCAGGAGAUCAAACACCUGAUGGACCUCAGUGAGGAAGAUGCAGGCAGAGAGAAAGCAGAAGGUGUUCAGGUCUUCACUGAUCUGAUGGAUUCUGUUGGAAGAGGCUUGAAGGAGCUCCUCAAAACAAUAGAAGAGAAGCAGGAAACCACAAAGAAACAGGCUGAAGCUUUCAUCAGAGAGCUGGACCAGGAAAUCUCUGAGCUGAUGAAGAGGAGCGCUGAGGUGGAGCAGCUCUCUCUGUCUGAAGACCACCUCCAUCUUCUCCAGUCCUUAAACAUCCAUCGGCCUCCACCCACCAAGGACUGGACAGAGGUCCGUGUUUUUCCUUCAUAUGAGGGGACUGUGGUGAGAGCUGUGUCUCAGCUGGAGGAGACACUCAGUGAAAAGAUGAAGAAGGUGCUUGAAGCUCAGCUGAAGAGGGUCCAGAUGUUUGCAGUGGAUGUGACUCUUGAUCCUGAAACAGCUCAUCCUUAUCUCAUCCUGUCUGAUGAUGGGAAACAAGUGAAAGACAGUGAUGUCUGGAAGAAUCUCCCAAAAAACCCAAAGAGAUUUUCUAACGGGUUCUGUGUUGUAACAAAGCAGAGUUUCUCUUCAGGCAGAUUCUACUUUGAGGUUCAGGUUGAAGGAAAGACUGAGUGGUUUUUAGGAGUGAUCAGAGAGUCUGUCAACAGGAAGAAACUCAUUUCACUGAGUCCUCAGAAUGGUUACUGGAUCAUACGUUUGAUUAAUGGAAAUAAAUACAAAGCCUCUGAUGAUCCUCCAGUUGAUCUCUCUGUGAAGUCUGGUCUUCAGAAGGUGGGGGUGUUUGUGGACUAUGAGGAGGGUGUGGUCUCAUUUUACGACGUAGAAGCUGCAGCUCUCAUCUACUCCUUCACUGACUGCUCCUUCACUGAGAAACUCUUUCCCUUCUUCUGUCCUGGUUUUGAUAACGAUGGUAUAAACUCUGCUCCUCUGAUCAUCUCUCCUGUCGCAGUAAACUAAUCAUUCUCUGCUUUCAUGUUA